AGAAAUUUCUUUUUCAAACAGAUGGCUUGAGAAUCCUGCUGUAUCGCUGCUCUCCAAGCCUGGUGACCUAAUCCUUAGUGGUAUGGAAACGAGCUCAGGCUUUCUGAGGAAACGACUGUGGGCUUAAUGCUCACUGCCCCCACCGCCCCUUCCCUGGGGUUCGCAGCCGCUCAGCUGUGCCGGCAGGGCCGGCAGGCGCAUUGGGAGCGAGCCCGUGUCGUGCCUCAGCCGGGAGCUGAGGUCACUGGGACCAUCCCAGCGCCACCGCGCCCGCGCCGCGGGAGCCCUCAGGCAGAGGCGCCGCGUCCCCGCCGCGGAAGGAACGAGGCCGCUCCCUGGGCAUCCAUCCUCGCAGCAUCAUGACUCUCCAGGCUGACUUUGAUGGUGCUGCAGAAGAUGUAAAAAAAUUAAAAACAAGACCAACUGAUGAAGAACUGAAGGAACUAUAUGGAUUCUACAAACAGGCUACCGUUGGAGAUAUUAAUAUUGAAUGUCCAGGAAUGCUAGAUUUGAAAGGCAAAGCCAAAUGGGAGGCAUGGAACCUGAAAAAAGGUUUAUCAAAGGAGGAUGCCAUGAAUGCCUAUAUCUCUAAAGCAAAAGCAAUGGUAGAAAAAUAUGGGAUCUAGAAUAUUCAAAGUAAUUCCCACUAAUAAUUAAUUCUUCAGUAGCUAAUGAACUAACUCUGUUGAGAACACUGCAAUACUAACUCCUUACUGUGUAGUCUGACUAAUAUCUUUUAAGCAUAAGCUGACUGUAAAGGGUAUUUAUAUACAUAAUCUAUUUUUAGAUUGUAUCUUAUUCUAAAUAAAUUUGAACCUAAUAAAUUAA
Pipra filicauda (Wire-tailed manakin) is the source of this 828-nucleotide messenger RNA. It is a transcript of the gene ACBD7, whose product is annotated as acyl-CoA binding domain containing 7. The transcript has 4 exons. Gene Ontology annotation, biological process: fatty acid metabolic process. Lineage: Eukaryota; Metazoa; Chordata; Aves; Passeriformes; Pipridae. Gene Ontology annotation, molecular function: fatty-acyl-CoA binding. The record is from RefSeq and is a predicted model, not a curated record. The coding region runs from base 360 to 626 and encodes 88 amino acids.